UUGGUAAAGGGCCUCUCUACCACAUGUUUAUUCUAUGGCUAGGCUCAGUAAUUCAGGUAUCUUGCGACACUCAUAUGUUAUAAGUGUAAGAAAAGAGGUGAUCUGCAGUUUUUCACGACACAUUCGACAAUGGCUAACGCGCGGACAUACGUGCUCUUGUUGGUGUUACUUGUGAAUUACAGGUUGACUUUGAGUCAGCCAACAUUCGGAUCAGCAAUAUUUUGCAGUCUGUUCUGCGAUGAUGAUGAUGACGACUCUAGCGACGACGAUGACUACGACUCCUACGACAUAUUCGGCGUUUGCUCCAUGUGUAGUAGUGGUCCCAAGAAGUCGUCUUCAGAGGCUGCCACGACGGCCAAACCGGAGUCAUCGCAGCCUGUCAAGAUUAUGAUACCACCAUCUAGCGGUCUAAACCUGACAGUAUUCAGCAGCAUCGGCGGAGUACUCAUGGAUCUAGUACCCUGGCUCGCGUCUCCCACAACUCCUGCCGCGGCAGCAGGCCCCACUACUGCUGCGCCGGCCACUACUGCCGCUCCUGCAGGAAACUCGACUGCUGCCACUACCACUAAAAAGAAAUAAAGUUCAAAAUAAGUGACAAAACUCCUGCCGUCAAAACUCCUGUCAUGUCAGCUAUUGAGUAACUUUUCAAAAUACCCAGUACCCUGGCUCGCGUUAUCUACCAUUCCUGCCGCGGCAGCCGGCCCCACUACUGCCGCGCCGGCCACUACUGCCGCACCUGCAGGAAACUCGACUGCUGCCAGUACCACUAAGAAAUAAAAUUAAAAAUAAGUGACAAGUACAUGUAUAAUCCUGCCAUCAGAAUUCCUGCCUUGUCAGCUAAUAGCUUCUCAAAAUACAACUACUGCCGUUGAAACUCCUGUCGUGUGCUGCUAUUACGUAACUUUUCAAAAUAAACAUUGGGCUACAAAUAAAAUUAAAAUCUUUUUCAGUCUGAAAUUGUGCAUAAGUGUAGUAGUAUUUUUUUAUAUUUUUGGGAAAGUGUGAUUGAAGUAGGUACAAAAUGGCAGACUUUUUUAAAGUAUUGUAAAUGUAGGAAACUUAGUCGUAAGCCAGUAAUUUUAUGACGAAAUAUUAUUUGUAAAAUAAAAAUUUUGA
Messenger RNA from Ostrinia nubilalis (European corn borer), 1116 nucleotides. RefSeq lists its product as uncharacterized. Lineage: Eukaryota; Metazoa; Arthropoda; Insecta; Lepidoptera; Crambidae. The transcript has 3 exons. Bases 130 to 579 code for a protein of 149 amino acids. The record is from RefSeq and is a predicted model, not a curated record.